GGAGUGGAUCACAUUUACUGCAGAAGGAGUGAGGCACACGCGAAGUUUUUUUCUCACUGCAGAGUGGAGGUCUCUUUGAAACACCGAAGUAAUCUCAAGCAAAUCUGAUCCACAGACGAGAGACUGCGAUUAAAAAGGAGAAGACGAAAAAAAAAAAAAAAUCAGGAUCCAUCCCUGUAGGACUUCUGGAGUGCAUUACCUCCCAGUAGUCUGUGGUCUUCCCCCAGUGUCACAAAAUGAGUCUUAGUGCCACGGAGCUGGAGGAGCUGUGGGAGUCCUUUGGAGAGCUGAAUGUCUCUGACAGCUUCAGCAACAUAUCAAGAGUGGAUGUGAUGGUGUGUACCACAGCUUUUAACCGCAAUGCCCUGCUGUACUCCAUGUGCGUCCUCUACACUUUUAUCUUCAUUAUCGGAUUGGCUGCCAAUGGUCUGGUCCUCUGGGUGAACAUCCGUGCCCAAAGAGACUCCACUCCUCGCCAUGAGACGCAUAUGUACAUUGCUCAUCUAGCAGUUGCAGAUUUAUGUGUGUGCGUCACUCUUCCUGUGUGGGUGAGCUCCCUGGCCCAACAUGGCCACUGGCCAUUUGGCGAAGUGGCAUGCAAGCUCACGCACCUCCUAUUCUCUGUGAACCUCUUUGGCAGCAUCUUCUUCCUGGCCUGCAUGAGCGUGGACCGCUACCUAAGCGUGAUGCAGCACAGAGAGGAGGGAGGCACUCGCAGGAAGUUGAUCCGUCGAGCUGCAUGUUUCGGGGUGUGGCUUCUGGCUUUGGUGGCGUCUUCUCCUGAAACCUACUUCCUGCGUGCUGUGAAGUCGGUGCACGGAGACACUAUGAUGUGCAGGCCGGAGUAUCCAGAGGAAAACCACAGGGAGUGGAUGGUGGGAGUGCAGCUCAGCUUCAUCCUGCUGGGUUUUGUUCUUCCCUUUCCAGUCAUUGCAGUGUUUUACACCCUACUAGCCAGAGCUUUCAGUCGCUCUUCUUCCUCAUCAUCCUCAUCUUCCCAUUUGGAGCAGGAGCGCCGUGUGAGCCGCAGGGUAAUUCUGGCCUACAUUGUGAUUUUCCUGGCCUGCUGGGGGCCCUAUCAUGCUGCUCUGCUGGUUGACGCACUGUCACAACUGGGCCUGGUGCCACUGACUUGCGGCCUGGAGAACGUGCUCUAUGUGGCCUUGCACCUCACCCAGUGCCUGUCCCUGCUCCACUGCUGUUUCAACCCCAUUCUCUACAACUUCAUCAAUCGCAACUACCGCUACGACCUCAUGAAGGCCUUCAUUUUCAAAUACUCAACUCGAACGGGCUUGGCACAUCUUAUUGAGACUAAUAACAUGUCAGAGACUGAAUACUCAGCUGUAGAAAACCCACCACUGAUCUGACCUCAGUGAGUCUAGCAGCGUAUGAACUUGUGCUCCGCUUGAUUUAUCUGCUCUAAACCUAUCGAGCAUCUUUUUCACAGACAUCUGCUUUAGACCUAGAAAGACUUGAAGACUAAUCAAAAAGCACUUAAAGCAGUUUAAAAUAGCAGUUGAUUUACAAAUCAUUGUAGAUAAAAAGCCAAAAUUGAGUGUAAAUUGUAUGAAAUCAUUGUUUUUUGAUUAUGUAUGUAUGCUCUGUGGAUUGGUGUGUGUAGUGUGAGUGAUGUACAUUAUCAGCAGAAUAAUACCUUUGUAGUCUAUAUACUUUUGUGUAUUUAUGCAUAUUUACACUGUUUGUCUCUUUUCUGUUGUAAUGCAAACUCUUCGCACAAUUUCUCAUAUCGUAAAACAUUUCCUCAUCAUUUGCAGCUGAGCCGCUAUCUGACUCCAUUGCUUUUGUCCUGCUGCCACAUUGUGAAUAUUAACCUCAUUUUAGUCAGCAGAAGCCUUCAGAAAAAAAGAUUUUCUUUUUAAAAUCCUAAAAACAUGUUUUUACUGUUUUCAAUUAUUUUAUUUUUUUUGUAGUUGUUGCUUAAGUAUUUAUGGCACUCUUUUGGAUUAUGAAACAUCAUCUCUGAAGCAUCAGAGGUUAUGAAGCAUGCUAGCUUAGCUAAAGUUAGCUUACCACACCUUGGCCUAUUAACCUAGAAAACACCAGUUCAUAUAUUAUUUCCUUAUAAGCCAAUUAAGAAAACCUCUUUUAAAAAAUUAAGAACUUAAAAAAAAAAAAUAAAAAAAAAAUUCCUGCUUUUUUUGGACAUAAACGUUCUCCACUUUUAUCUGUAGGCUUCUGCUGAGACUACUGAUUUUAUAAAGCAAGAAUAAAAAGCUCCAGAUGUUACUGAAUACUCCUUUAUUACAUAAUACUGUCUGUUUUGUUAUGUCAGUAAAUUAUAUUGUUGAAAGUUGUGGCAGUUACACAUGUUCAUGUGUUAAUAAUUCUUUUCUGUCUGCACACAGGCCACAGACACAGUUCAUGACCUAACAACAUUAAUAAGCAGCUUGCGUCCUGUAAUGGAGGCAGCAGCUGCGGUGAACAGCUUUAGAAUAUGCCUGUUUGAGAUCAAAUUCCAUAAAUAUCAAUGUACUGAUUCAGAUUUGAUUGUUUAUCUGUACAUGAACCAAAAGCUUGACACCAAGGGAUAAUAUUUAUGUGUGCUGAGUAUUGAGAGAUACAUUUUAUUCACUGUGUUAUUUUGAUAUGAUGUCAUAGUAGGUUUUGUGUUACACUUGUAUGCCUUUUGCAAAGAUUUUAUGUAGGAUAAGAAAAGAGCAGAGACACAAACAUGUUUUUGUAAGACGACAAGCAUUCCCUUUGCAUUGUAAUGUACAGCAUGUGUUUUGUUAUAUAAUAAAAACAGACAAAAAAAA
Gambusia affinis (western mosquitofish) is the source of this 2777-nucleotide messenger RNA. It is a transcript of the gene ackr3a, whose product is annotated as atypical chemokine receptor 3a. Gene Ontology annotation, molecular function: chemokine binding; coreceptor activity; G protein-coupled receptor activity. The transcript has 2 exons. The record is from RefSeq and is a predicted model, not a curated record. NCBI's taxonomy places the organism in Eukaryota, Metazoa, Chordata, Actinopteri, Cyprinodontiformes, Poeciliidae. The coding region runs from base 237 to 1367 and encodes 376 amino acids. Gene Ontology annotation, cellular component: membrane. Gene Ontology annotation, biological process: G protein-coupled receptor signaling pathway; vasculogenesis; chemotaxis.